AAAAUCAGCUGUGUAGAUAGACAGUUGGAUGAGAAAUCGUUUGAAUAAAGGAGCUCUGUUAUUUUCUUCAUUUUAAAAAAUCCCUUGAAGAUACCACUGCAAAUUAUAACAUUUACUCUGGCAUUAGAAUGCAAUGGUGCAAAAUAUUACCGUAAAUUUGUAUGGCAUUUAAAUCAUUGUUCAGAGUUAUGGAUAAGAUUUCUCUCUCUAGCGGCUAUUCAAUGCCAGUACUUGGUCUUGGAACAUGGCAGGCAACACCUGAGGUUGUUAGGGAUGCCGUACUAAGUGCACUUGAAAUAGGCUACAGGCACAUUGACACUGCUUAUAACUAUAAGAAUGAGGCAGCUAUUGGAGAAGCUCUUCAAGAAUGGUUAAAACAAGAAGGCAAUAGAAGAGAAGAUAUCUUUAUCACAACUAAGCUUCCUCAUUAUGCUAAUCGACCAAGCGAUGUGGCUGUGUAUUUGCAAAAGUCUUUGAACGAUCUUGGACUGAGCUACGUCGAUCUGUAUCUAGUUCACAUGCCUUUCACAAUGAAAGCAAAUGAGGCUGGGGAUGCGCCUGCCUUGGCUGAGGAUGGAACUGUCCUAUUGGAGCAGUCCGAUCACUUAGCCGUUUGGAGGGAAAUGGAGAAACAGGUGAGUGAGGGCAGAGUGCAUUCAAUCGGCAUUUCCAACUUCAACCAGCGACAAGUGGAGCGUCUGUGCAAUGAGGCGAGCGUAGCGCCCGCUUGCCUGCAGCUGGAGAUGCAUGCAGCCCUGCAGCAGCAGCAGAUGAGAGACGUGUGUGUCAGCAAGAACAUUGCGCUCACCGCUUUCUCGCCUCUCGGGUCGCCUGGCUCCAAACAACACUUCAAAUCCAAAUAUCAACUUGAAUUCACUUGCCCUGAUCUGUUGAGCAAUGAAACAGUGCUGCAACUGUCCAAAAAGCAUCAAAGAUCGCCGGCUCAAAUACUCCUGCGACACCUUGUGCAACUGGGAGCUGCAGUCAUCCCAAAAAGUACCAGUCCACUUCGUCUGAAGGAAAAUUUUGAGAUAUUCAAUUUCAACUUGUCUGAUGAUGAGAUGUCCGAAAUGGAAAAAUUGGAUAUCGGACACAAAGGCAGGAUUAUAAAUUUUCUUUUCUUUAAAGGGCAAGUACCUCAUAUUUUAUCAAUAAUUAUUUUUUCCUCCACCUACUGUCUAAAGUACUUACUUUAC
This is a messenger RNA of Nilaparvata lugens (brown planthopper), 1196 nucleotides long. RefSeq names its product aldo-keto reductase family 1 member A1-B. The annotation marks the transcript as partial. The record is from RefSeq and is a predicted model, not a curated record. Gene Ontology annotation, molecular function: aldose reductase (NADPH) activity. The transcript has 6 exons. Gene Ontology annotation, cellular component: cytosol. NCBI's taxonomy places the organism in Eukaryota, Metazoa, Arthropoda, Insecta, Hemiptera, Delphacidae.